GACAAUUAAAUUUGUGCUGAAAGAUGCAAUGUGAGGACAUCGUUGUGCGUAUCGCUCGAUAUCUAAAGGAAGGUCUCCGUCAGUUAAUUUUUUAAUCGCCGCAGCGAAGUCACUGAGGGUUAGGACCUCAUCGUAAUGCACGGAGCGGCACUCGAACGCUUAUACGAAUAUAUAGUUUUGACAGUUAUAUCAAGGCAUUCUGGAAAACGAUUCCUUAGGGAUUCAAAUGUGUGAUACUUAGCAGAUACUAAAAGGUAUUUGUCCUCGAAAAUGUAAUUCGUUGUGUUAAUUUUUUGCAUACGCGUAGCUAUUUCAUGUUGGAAUCAGACAGCUAAGGAUUUAAGAAACAAACACUUUGAAAGGUCCAAGGCAAGUCUGGAAUAUACGGGGUUUCUAGUAUCAAAGUAACGACGCUUAUGUAAAGUUCAGAUAAGAAUUUUCCAUCAAACAUUAACUAUAGAAUUAAAUAUAUUCUCGCGAAUACCAAAAGGCAUUUUAUGGAACUUAACUUCUAUGGACUAUGUCCACAUCUGCAUAUGAAAACAUGGUCAGAACAGCUACUUGACACUGUGCAAUGUACUAUCGUCAUGUGUACUGUCAUGCAACAGAUGUCUGAGCAAGAACCUACCACGCAAGAGGUUCGGGGGAUAGAGUUGUUGGUUGCAUGUGAAGAGCAUCAGAGGAAGGAGGCUGGGCGUAAACGCAAAGCGGAACAUGAAGCGCAAUUGAAGACUUUGGAUGGCGAAAACGCGGAAUUGGGAAAAGACAAAGAGAUGCUGGAGCUACAUCAAAAGGAUGAUGAAGAAGCCGAAUUAGAAGAUAUAGUUUUGGGAGGAAGCACCUGGGAUAAGAGCCGAAUUGAAUCAGAUGAAGAGGUUCCCAUUAAAAAGAGAAUGACAACAAAAAUGUCGCACCGGAAUAUUGAUUUGGACGAUCACGAAGAGUCGUGGAGUGAAGAACAACAACAGAGUAUCGAAGACGAUGAAAUAGCUAUAGAAAGAAAGCCUGUUUGGGAAGAUGAUGAUGAUCAGUGCACCGUUAAUAGCAAACAUGAAGACGCCUCAUUCCGAGACAAGACUCUAUCUGUGAAACUCCGAGAAAAGCACGAGAAAAUUUUCUCGCGUCCAAAAUGGGCCACUCAGGCCGAAAAAAAGAUUCAUCUGCGCAAUGAAGAGGCCAACCAACUGCUUCGCACAGCUACGUCUUUUGUCGAUACUGAUCCAUCUAUGAGGCCGCUGGGGUCUGGUUUACUAGAUUUCACGCGGUGUCCUCAGAUGAACAAAUUUUGUUUUCAGCAUAGCCCCCUGGUGGCGUUAGCGUUCCAUCCAUCGUCGGAAAUUGCUAUGACAGCACAUAAAAAUGGCGUAAUAACGUUCUUUAAUAUUGAUGCAAAGGAGUGCAACAAAAUCCAAAGUGUCUACUUUAAAGAUUUCGACAUUUCGUGCGCGAAGCUGAGCUCUGAUGGCAUGCAGAUGAUGGCUGGCAGCAUAAGAUAUCGAUCGUUGCAUUGUUAUGAUCUCAUGAGCGGGACGCGCACACAGGUGACCUUCCCAAAGGCUCACGAGUUGACGCAUAUGAAACGUUUCGAGGUUAGCCCGUGUGGUCGUUAUCUGGCUAUUCACGGUCGCUUCGGCAAAAUGUACGUGAUUUGCGCACAAACGAAACAGCAGAUUGCCACCUUGAAAAUGAAUGAGGAUGUAACGAGUACAGUGUUUACCCGUGAUGGAAGAAUGAUCUCGCACGGUCAGAAUUAUGUCUAUCUAUGGGAUAUAGGCGUAAGAAGAUGUGUGCAGAAGUUCCUGGAUGACGGUUGUUUGAAAGGACAGACCUUAGCCCUUUCUGCCGACGAACGAUUUCUAGCAACUGGGUGCGACAGUGGAAUCGUUAAUGUGUACGAUGCCCAAUAUCUUCUGAAAGGACGUGAUGCAUCUCGGACGCCGAAGCCUUUGAAAUGUGUCAAGAAUAUAGUCACACCAGUUACCUCAUUAGCGUUCAAUGAGUCAUCAGAAAUACUUCUGAUCGCAUCGAGAUACAAACCUGAGGCGGUCAAAAUGGUUCAUACGGGUAGCUUAACAGCGUUUUCCAAUUUUCCCGGAGUGCGACAUAAGUUCCGUAACCCAUCUUGUGCUGCCUUUUCUCCAAAUGGAGGAUUUCUUGCGCUGGGAAGUACAAUAGGUGCCGCCAACCUUAUUCGUAUAAACCACUAUGGAAACUAUUAAUUUCAUGGACAGAUGUACGUAAUGGAAGUCCGGUGUGCCGGCGAAGAAACAAGCACAUCUCCGAACUCCUAUUGAUUCUUCUAAAUACGUGCUUUGAAACAAUUACGUUGGCCAAUGGUAUUAAUAGAAACUGUUGAGCAGGAAUCUGCACGGUGGCAGGUGUUUAAUUUAGAUGAGUUUUAGUAUAAAAUUGAGGCUGUAAAUACAUAUUUCAGAUGUUUGUGUUGUAUGCUUGUUGACUGCAAGUUUGUGCAUAGGCGACUGUAAUAAACCCGAUUUAUCAUCAAAUUUAUUUUUUUCGUUUGGUCGGUAUCUUCUAUGCUUCGCGGUGUUUUUCAAGUGGAUGUUCUUUUCGCUAGGCGCGUUACGGUCGCUCUGGACAGGAAAUAAGUUUCAGGUACAUUUCGAUUAAAUGGUGAACAGCUCCUUGAAAGCUUUUGAUCUUAUCUUGAGCGUCACCUCUGCCUAACAAAAGUUGCGUAUAAAAAAAUGGCAUGUUAGUUUUAGCAGGCGCUUCUCACCGAACUAAACCGUUAGUGUUGCUUUCUUGUGAAAAGCAGGCUGAAUUAUUAAGCAGAUAAUAUACAAAGUACGUAUGUAUACCACUGGAGGAACCAGUAUUGAGUUCAUUGCAAUGACACAUCUCCAGUUCAAUGAUGAGUUCACGGAUUGUAAUUAAAAUAGCGCCGCCUAGAUAUUUCUUCCACUUAACAGCGGUGUUAUUUCUAAUGCGUCAAGAGAUCAUCUUGAAAACAUUGGAAGACGAAGUUUUUUUUACUAAUGUAGGCUGCAAAUAAAACAACCUAAAAAACCCCAGUCUGUAUUAUUUAAGAUCCUAAUAACAACUGAAAUUGAUUGCUUCGUACAGAAAAUAAAGUGUAGCGAUUCUUAUACCUACAAAACUACCACAUAAGACCUAUUACUCUGGUUCUAUAAUCGGCAGGGUGCUUUUGAAAAUAAUAAGAAAAUCGCAGUACAAUUUAUUCCAAAUACUGUGCGUUUUUUGUUAAUGCAAUAGUCUGCGGUAAAGUUUGUAUCCACUGGUUACAAGUUUAGUGUCGAUUAGAGCUUAACGAUUUGUUCCGCUUGUGUAUUACACUGCCAGGUACCGCCUAGAAUGCUGAAUAUUGAAUGUGUAAAGUGGCUUAUUCCAAGACAAACCCUGUCUAUUUUAGAAUAAACCAGAUAGAACCAUUUCAAUUUUAAGUCAAUCACACUCUAUAGAAAAUGCAGUGAAUCUUUCGUGUUCUUAUACAAUCGAUAAACGCAGAUCAUAUAGGUUUAUGCAAUACUCGCCACUUGGCUAUAGCCGAUACAUGUCAUCAGUGGCUGGUAACCUACAUCUCCGCUAGCAGACCCAGCCAUUAUAAGCUUAUUAUGCAAGAAUAACGGUGGCACAUGGAAAAUAAAAUGCUGAUAACAGCGGUAUUUAACAUAUAUGUGAUAUAAUCCCCGGUUUUACUCACAAUGGUAACUUCAUAAUGGAAGGAAUUCAUUUUGCUUGCACGCUGUAUCCUCAAUACAGAUGCGAAUAAAACAUGAAUGAAUCAUUCAUAAUUUAUAACUAACUUCGUAACAUAACGUUGUCGAUAUAUAAAGCUUUUAUACUUUUCGAUUUUCUAAUAAGCAUUCAUAAUGCCAUUUGGUUAAUAAGAGUCUAUUUAUCGACUGGAUUUAUCUAGUUACAGUGUAUGAUCUUUUUUAGUCCACCAGAUAGAGUCGAUGGACAAAUUGCAGAGAGCACUUCGUCACUUGCUUUUUUUAGAAAAUAAUUGGCGAUACAAACAAAAGGGGAAAGGUAGCGAAUAAUUAAGAAAAUUGGUGAGACACCAGCUUUUAAUGUAUUUGCUUUAGCUCAUUUGGCCAGCCUUUGCAGUGGCCGUUGCUUUCUCUGUGAAUAUCCCACGAGACAAAUAAAUGUCACUUCUUUGUUGAGAAAGUUCUACUGUAAAUAUGAAUUCUUGUUCUAGGCUGAUUUACAGCCCUAUGCUCCGACAAAAUACGGAAGGGCUGCAAAAGGGAUUACCUAAUUCUAGAGCAGUGGUUGUGGACAACAGGCCGAUAGUUUUUUUAUAAUUGAGGUGAACUUUUUCACCCGCUUUGAUAUUACAGUGGAAUUUAUGGCACAUCGUGCCUUUGUGGCUAUCCCUAACGGA
This is a messenger RNA of Varroa destructor (honeybee mite), 4375 nucleotides long. It is a transcript of the gene wcd, whose product is annotated as U3 small nucleolar RNA-associated protein 18 homolog wicked. Gene Ontology annotation, molecular function: protein binding. NCBI's taxonomy places the organism in Eukaryota, Metazoa, Arthropoda, Arachnida, Mesostigmata, Varroidae. Gene Ontology annotation, cellular component: small-subunit processome; Pwp2p-containing subcomplex of 90S preribosome. The record is from RefSeq and is a predicted model, not a curated record. Gene Ontology annotation, biological process: rRNA processing.